AUGAAAAACCACACAGUCGUUUCAGAGUUUAUACUCUUGGGCAUAUCAGACAACCCAAAGCUUCAAGUUAUAAUUUUUAUUUUUUUACUUCUGACUUAUGCAUUAAGUAUCACUGGCAACCUCAUCAUCAUUGUCCUCACAUUGAUAGACUGUCAUUUACAGACACCUAUGUAUUUUUUCCUCCGAAAUUUUUCCUUCUUAGAAAUUUCAUUUACCAGUGUUUCUAUCCCCAGAUUUUUAGGGUCAAUCAUUACUAAGAUCAAGACCAUUUCCUAUAAUAACUGUUUAGCUCAAUUAUUUUUCUUCAUCUUCAUGGGUGUGACUGAAUUUUUCCUUCUUACUGCCAUGUCUUAUGAUCGCUAUGUUGCCAUCUGCAAACCUCUUCAUUACACCACCAUCAUGAACAAGAAAAUCUGCACCCUGCUCGUCUUUAGUUCGUGGCUAGCAGGAUUUCUUACCAUUUUCCCACCACUCAUGCUUGUCCUCCAGUUAGAUUUUUGUGCUUCCAAUAUAAUUGAUCACUUCUCUUGUGAUUAUUUCCCCAUUUUACAACUCUCAUGCUCAGAUACUAGGGUUUUAGAGAUGAUUGGUUUUUACUUUGCCUUUGUUACUCUGCUUUUCACAUUGGCAUUAAUAAUUCUGUCCUAUAUUUGCAUCAUUAGUACUAUUCUGAGAAUUCCAUCUGCUAGCCAGAGGAAAAAGGCUUUCUCCACGUGCUCUUCUCACAUGAUUGUCAUUUCCAUUUCUUACGGAAGUUGUAUAUUCAUGUAUGUAAAGCCUUCAGCAAAUGAAAGAGCUUCACUGACCAAAGGAAUUGCUAUUCUCAACACAUCAAUUGCUCCCAUGUUGAACCCUUUUAUAUAUACCCUGAGAAACCAACAAGUAAAACAAGCUUUCAGAAACUUGGUUCAUAAAGUAGUAUUUUCUAGAAACGAAUAA
This is a messenger RNA of Suncus etruscus (white-toothed pygmy shrew), 939 nucleotides long. RefSeq names its product olfactory receptor 6C3-like. NCBI's taxonomy places the organism in Eukaryota, Metazoa, Chordata, Mammalia, Eulipotyphla, Soricidae. The coding region runs from base 1 to 939 and encodes 312 amino acids. Gene Ontology annotation, molecular function: olfactory receptor activity; G protein-coupled receptor activity. Gene Ontology annotation, cellular component: membrane. The record is from RefSeq and is a predicted model, not a curated record. The transcript has a single exon. Gene Ontology annotation, biological process: G protein-coupled receptor signaling pathway.